CUCAAAACAAAAAGAAGGAAAUCCUGUUGUAAUUUCAACUUCAACAUGGUAUAUAAAAGUGACCGGACUUUGGAUCUGCCUCAGUAGUUCAGUUUCCUCACGAGUAUCGUCAUCACUAGAUCGAUCGACGUCAACGUCAUGGCACUCGUUCCUCCUCGCGCCGUUACUCUGGCUCUUGUCGCCCUCCUCGUGGCCGUCUGCAUCAGCCGACCCGUCAACGCCCGGCCCAACCCCAAUAACGGAGGCACAGGUUCCUCGUCGGCGGCGUCGUCGGCCGCUUCAGGUGGCGGCGGUGCAGUGACGGCCGUCGCCACUGGCACUGGAGUAUCAGGAUCGUCUGACGGCAACAAUAAUAGUGGAGUAGCAGGUGACUCCGCUGGGUCUUCAAGUAGUAGUGGUGCUGCUACAUCAGGCGUAAGCGGGAAGUAGAGGAUGGUGAGCCACAGCAACUAAGGCUCCUACCCUGUGUCACGAAUGGCGGAAAAUAUUCCAUCAAGCAUUUUUAUCGGCCGCCUUUUAUCACGAAUCCAUUUUUAUACCGUCACAUAAAUGUAGUUGGACGAAAAAAGAAAAAAAAAACGUUUAAAAAAAUGUUAUCCGAACUAAAGAAGGUGGAAAAAUAGUACUGCGUCCACACUAUUUUUUCUUUUUUUUUUUGGGGGGGGGGGCAAGGGCAGAAGUUCGAAAAUUUUGAGCUUUAAUGAGCAUCAGUACAAGACUGUUCAGCUUAAGCAAAUGCCAAAGCGGAUAAAGAAAGGCCUGAGGAGAAAUUGAAGAUUUGUUGAGGCACACAAAUUGAUCUAACCAAGUGGCGUUUUCCGCAUAUACGUCAGAGAAGCCAUGCAUCCUUUUCUGAGCAUGGUUUUCAAAAUGCCAAAUUUACCAAAAUAAAGUUAGGAUUUUUCAAUAUGUCACUUGGAUCCACAUUCCGAACGCUGCCCGCUCUUAACACAUAGUUUAAGUAAAAGCUGUAGUAUCUUGUCUUUAGGUAAUUAUUUGCUUAUUGUAUCGAUUUAUUUGUUUGAUCUUUUAAUAUGCAUUAUAUUUAUCCUUUAUUGA
Molecule: messenger RNA, 1059 nt
Organism: Bemisia tabaci
Lineage: Eukaryota; Metazoa; Arthropoda; Insecta; Hemiptera; Aleyrodidae
Source: RefSeq, a predicted model, not a curated record